Molecule: messenger RNA, 1758 nt
Organism: Plasmodium gonderi
Lineage: Eukaryota; Apicomplexa; Aconoidasida; Haemosporida; Plasmodiidae
Exons: 9
Coding region: 1-1758 (585 amino acids)
Biological process (GO): intracellular transport
Source: RefSeq, a predicted model, not a curated record
AUGAAAAUAAAUUUACCCGAGACUAAGGAAGGCAAUUCUGAAACAAAGAAUUCCAAAAAGCGAGGCAUCGAAAAAGUUAUCUCUCCUACUAAGAUUGCCAAAACGGAUAUUGAUGGAUCCGAAGUUAUCGAAACAGAUAUCAAAAAUAAGCAUAAAGACGAAUUAUGCGAAAAAGAAACAUUUAAUAAAAUAGAAGAAACACCAAGUGAAUGCAUUUCAAAUGACAUUUAUGUUGAGGAUGAUGUAAUCAAGGAAGGGAAUGUAGAGGAAGAUGUAAUAAAAGGAGGGAAUAUAGAGGAAGAUGUAAUAAAAGGAGGGAAUGUAGAGGAUGAUGAAAUGCAUGAAAACGUUAAAGUGGGUACACAACAAUGUGCCAUGAAAAAAAAAGGAAAAACAAAAAGCACGAGAAAUAGCUUUGCUGAGGAAACUAGAAAAACGAUUAAAAAGGAGAGGAAAAAAAUAGAAAAAGCUAUUAAAAAAAAUAAAAAUAAAAUCGAAAAAAACAAAAGUGAUGAACUCAGGAAGUUCGUUGUGAAACUGGCAGAGAGCGAGGAAGAAGAGGAAGAACAAGAAGAAGAACAAGAAGAAGAUGAGGAAGAGGAGGAGGUGGAGGAAGAUGAAGAUCAAACAAAUAAAGGAGGAACAAAUGAUGAGAUCGAUGAAGAGGAGAAAGACGAGGAGACGAUCAAAGAUAAUGAAAAAGAGAAGAAAAUCGAAUUAAAUAAUAAUGAAAAGGACAACGAAGAAGAAGAAGAUGAUGAUGAAGAAGAUGAAGACGAAGAAGAAGAAGAGGACGAAGAAGAAGAGGACGAAGAAGAAGAGGACGAAGAAGAAGAGGACAAAGAAGAAGAGGACGAUGAAGGUGAAGACGAAGAAGAAGAGGACAAAGAAGAUGAAGACGAAGAAGGUGAAGACGAAGAAGGUGAAGACGAAGAAGGUGAAGACGAAGAAGGUGAAGACGAAGGAAAAGUGGGGAAAACCGAAGCAGAAACAAAUGAAAAGGAUUCUGAAGAAGAAAAAGAACAGAAGGAAGAGACCAUGGAGAAAUAUGAUGAAGAGGAUAAAACACCUGUAAAGGAUAUUAAGGAUGAAGUUGAUGAAAAUAUGACUGAUGAAGAAGAUAUGAUAGAAAAUGAGACAAAUAAAAGUAGCAUGAACAAAAAUCAGAAGAGCGACAAUGAAAGUGUCUCCAGCGAAUGUAGCGAUAUUAAGAAGAAUGAUCGUUUGUUUGCGUCAAUGAACGAGUACAACUCUCCGAACAAACUGUUUAGUGAGCAUGUUGGGAAAUUAAACAUUUUUGGAAACGUGAAUAUCGACAUAGAGAAGUUGAAGCAGAGACUUAACAAAAAUAAAAGUGCUGUUGAGGAAAAGAAGGAGAUGAAGAUUUCUGAGGUGGAGAACCCGUUUGAGAACGAAGAAGUUUUGUAUUCUGAGAACAGCAUAAAGAUCAGCAAGUUUAUUAAGAAGAACGAAAAAUAUGACUGGUCAGGUUAUUUACCAGUAAAAAUACAGAUAAUGAAAAACACAGAGAAUAAAAAGUUUAGAAUUUUAUGUUUUCAAAAAGGUAGCGGGAGGUUAUUUCUAAACACGGACAUCUUUGAUGGGUUCAAAAUUAUUCCAUCGAAAAGUACAUCUGCCUUGUUUAGUGGAAGAGACAUAUGUGAUGAGAAGAAGCUGAACCAGUACAUAGUCACCUUCAUGAGUAAUACCUCUAGAGAUGAAUUUGUUCAGCAGAUAAAAAACAUUACGAACAAGUAA